AUGAGUAUAAGACUAGAACUUUUAAGGUGGGUUAAUGAAAAAUGCCCAUCAAUGAAGGCAACAAAUAUUGAAAGUCUUUCAGAUGGAAGACAUUUCUUGUGUUUAUUAAGAAAGUACUUUCCUGAAAUAGAAAUUCCUUAAAUUAAAAAAUGCUCUUCAAUAAUUUAAAAAAUUGACUCCUUAAAACUAGUGGUUUUUUAUUGUUAAAAAUUAGAUGCAUCAUUUAAAAUAGAUGUAUUGAAAAUAGCAAAUAAAGAAUCCACUUCAAUAUUAAAUUUGUUAAAAUUUCUAAAAUCAAUUCUAGAUAAAACUCCAAUAAAAAAUACAUGUAUAUAAGAAGAGUGUUAAACUAUUUUUAAAAAAAAAGAAAAAGACAGUCAUUAAAUCUGUGAAGAAAUUUUAGUUCCUUAAGUUUUGUAAGUCAAGGAUGAUGAAACCCAAACCUCAGAAAUUAAAGAAGAUUUAAUCCCAUUACAUGUGUUUCAAAUUUAAGUCAAAAAGCUUAUGUUACGAAAAUUGAAGCAUCCUUAUUUUGAAUAAGAACUACUUGGAUUGUUGGAUAUUGAUUAGGAAGUAGCUGAUAUGAUGUAAUAUUAUAAAUCAGCUACUUAAAAAAAAAGUAAGAAUUCCAAACAUACUGAAUAUUAUUCAAUACAUAGUAGUAAAUUUUAUUAGAGAGGUGAACCUAAUUUGAUUGAUGUAGACUAUUCAUUCGAUCAACAAUAAGCUAGUAAAAGAAGUAUAGAGAUUGAUAAUCUAUUUUAAGUGAGUGAUGAAAAAUUGAAACCUUGA
Paramecium sonneborni is the source of this 792-nucleotide messenger RNA. NCBI's taxonomy places the organism in Eukaryota, Ciliophora, Oligohymenophorea, Peniculida, Parameciidae. The record is from the annotation of a GenBank genome assembly.